This is a messenger RNA of Rubroshorea leprosula, 1329 nucleotides long. NCBI's taxonomy places the organism in Eukaryota, Viridiplantae, Streptophyta, Magnoliopsida, Malvales, Dipterocarpaceae. The record is from the annotation of a GenBank genome assembly.
AGUAGAGCUUCUGGAUAUUGUGGAGAAAUGCAAACUAACACCAUGAAGUAUUCAAUUAAGUUGUUUGAUGGCAAGAAUGACUUUGCUCUAUGGCAAAGCACUGUGAAGGAGGUCCUUACUUGUCAAGGGCUUAAUGCAGUUUUAGAAGAGACCAAGCCAGCUGAGAUGAAGGAUAGUGAUUGGAAUACUAUCCAAAAGAAGGUAGCAAGUCAAAUUUGGUUGACGCUUGCAUUGGAGGUGAAAUACAACUUUCUUUCAGAGACUACUCUAAUAGGCAUGUGGAAGAAGCUUGAGGAGAUAUAUGCUUCAAAAUCUUUAACCAAUCAAUUGUAUUUAAAGAUGGAGCUAUAUCAAUUGAAGAUGGCAGAAGGCACUAAUAUUCACAAGCACUUAUUUGAUUUCAACAUGAUGGUGACAAAAGUAGUGAAUGUCGGGGGUAUUCUAGAAGAAGAGAAGAAAGCUUUGCUUUUACUUACAUCCCUACCUAAGCCUUACAAGUCCUUACUGCAAAGUAUGAUAGUGGGUAAGACUACUUUGGUGAUGAAAGAUGUCACAACCAUGUUGUUGGAAAAUGAUAAGUUUCUUGGGGAAGAUGGUGCCAAUCAAAAUAAUGCUUUGAUGAUGGAGCAAUCUUGGGGAAGAUCCAAUGAACAUAGAGGUGGAGGAAAUCGAGAAAGGGGACUUGGCAAAAUAACGAUGGCUACCAAUGAGAAGGUGAAUAUUGAACACAUAGGAGAUGUUCGUCUCAAUGUUCACAAUAGAAGAGCCAAGAUUCUCAAGAAUGCGAGAUAUGUACCAAAGUGUUCAAACAAUAUUAUUGCUUUGAGUGAGUUGACAACACGAGGAUACAAGCACAACAUCUAUGUGCUCAAGAAACAUCCUAAGAGAAGGCUUAACAAGACCAUGAGGAAGAUGGUGUGGAAGCCUAAAGGGAUCUUGGUAGAUGGCAAGGAAAUUAAUAUGACCAAAAAGAGGGUGAGCUUCAACAAUGAAGUGGUGUUUGAUGAUUGUUCAAGGAGGUGAUUUUUCCUUGGAUCAUAUUUGGUCCAAAAUUAAUAUCUGUUGUAUGCCUAGUGUAGGUUUGUCCAAUCUUAUACUAGGAGAAAACUCUCAAAAAUAUGACACCAUGAUUAAGUGUUAUUGAGCAGAGGGAGCUAAAUUAUGGUAAUGUUGAAGUGUAUGGAGUCAUGGUUGGUUUCUCCUCCCAUGGGGUUGGAAGGGGAGAUUGUUGGUAGAGAGUCCAACCCCAUGUGAACACAUGGACUUUCCAUGUGGAAGUUUUCUUCAUCGGCCUAUAAGCCAAUUGUGAACUAAAAUUGCUUUGUUGAA